This is a messenger RNA of Planococcus citri (citrus mealybug), 6895 nucleotides long. RefSeq lists its product as uncharacterized. Lineage: Eukaryota; Metazoa; Arthropoda; Insecta; Hemiptera; Pseudococcidae. The coding region runs from base 4574 to 5596 and encodes 340 amino acids. The record is from RefSeq and is a predicted model, not a curated record. The transcript is spliced from 2 exons.
AUUUGGAAAAAUGGGGGUUUGAACCAUCCCCCAAAUCACCCCCAUUCCCCUCCUAUGGGACUUGGCGAUUGCCUCCCGGGCUUAAAAAUUUUCUGUUGGUGUCCUUGUUCAUCAUACCAAAUUUCAAAGCUUUAUCAUAAUUUGCCGUUUAUCGCCCAAAAUAUACAUUUUGCCACUGAACUAAUAGAUUUAUAUCGUUGAUGAAGCUCCAUUGACAAACAUUGUCGUGCAAACUUCAACUGCAGAUACUGGAAUUUUUUCAUCGGUGGUCCACAUGUCAAAAAUUCUAAGCAACGUGUGAAGAAAAAAAGAUUUUGUUAUCGAUCUCUGUACAAAUCGUUGACCACUUCCGAAGGAUCCGAGGCCUUUAGAUCAGUCAUGGCCGAAAUUGAAGAUCUUCCCGAUGAUUCUACUUUGAAUUAAAACACAAGUGGAAAUUCUAAUUGCCCAGCAAAUUUAGACAACGAUGCUAAUAAUAUCGAGUUGCCAGAAAAUCACCCGUUUGAAGGUGAUUCGGAAUCAGAACAUAUGAACUCACCUACGAGUAGAUGAACUCACCAAAUUUGAAGAUUAUAAUCCAGAAUCCGAAAAUUCUGAUGAAGAGCCUACCCAAAUAUAGUCAAGGCGUAAAAAGGGAAAAAGUACCCCGAUGCUAGCAACCCCAAUAAUGCAUCUAAACCGGUAAAUAUUAGUAAGAUUUCAAUGGACAAUGAGAUUGGUAAGGGGCCAUCUAAACCCAUUAUUGACGACGAUAUGACCAGUAAAAUCUUCUUAUUUGAUGGCCACUUGGGCUCUUCGUUCAGGUCCAAUUCUGCCUCUGGGAAAAAGAAAGCCAAAAGAACGCAAUUUUUAUUUGAUAUCAAUCCAUCCUAAGGGAAACCUGAAUUUGAUUCAUUAACACUAAAGAAAUUGGAUAAAGUGAAAAAAAAUCGUCACUUUUUCUUCGAUCUUGAACAAAUGGUAUGUACACAAAAAAAAGUAACAGCUUGUAUAACAGUAAACCAUGGAUUCAAUCAUUCAAAAAAUUAAAAUCCAGUUGUGAAUUACAUAUUACCAAUUUUUUUUUUUUAAAUAAUAAAAUUUUAAUUUCUUGAACAAUAAUUUUUAAGAAAAAAUUCACAACUUCGAAUGACAAAAAAUUCAAUCAAGAUGACAGAAAAUUCAACCAAUCUGUGAAUAGUUCAAAAGAAAGACCUUCAAGCGAUGUAUUGAACAAUUUAUUAUGAAAACAUACAGUGGAAAUCAAACAAACACAUUAAUCACGAUUGGGAAAUGCAAUAAACAUAAUGGUUUUUAGUAAACAAUCACCCGCGUGUAAUCAACCAUAAAAUUUGAAUGACAACAAAACAUUCGAGUGAUAAUCACAAAAAAAAAAAAAAAAAUUAAAUAAAUUAAAUGAAACCAAAUGGAAAAAAUUCAGUUGUAAUUGAAUUGAUGAAAUUAUUCGUACUGAUUCAGUUUGCUUUAUUUCUCAAAAAAAUAUCAAAAAUCACCCUCGAAUCAAUUUUUUGGAUUUCAAAAAUUUUCAUAAAUGAAUUUAAGGACAUGAAAUUUUGGGUACGGGGGUUUUAUUAUGACGUUCUUUUUCGAUCUAACAUAAUUUUACACAAAUCGGAGAGUGCUAGUUCGAAACGUCCCCUCGUGAAUAUGUAAAAUUCUGCUAGGAAUGGGACCAAAAAGUGCUCAAUGUCACUUUUCGUCGAGGUAAGUACUUAUAUAAACCCAGUUACUUUUUUUGUGUACAUACAUUUUGUUCAAGAUCGAAGAAAAACUGGCGUAAAUCAUCCAAUAAAAUUCUAGCCCAAAAGCUGUUUUCUUUUUCACUGGUACUAUGCAGAGUAAAUUUCAGCUUCCCAACUCCAUUUGAUGAAAUUUUGUUGAAAUUUCUUUCAAGUUUCAAAAAUCUGUUGGAGACUCCAGGAAUUUUCAAAAAUUCACUUGAGGCCCCAAAAUGACUUGAACUCACUUGAAGUCGUCUUCAGAGAGUGCUAAAAUUAGAGAGCAGAGUAAAUUUCCACUUUUCAUCUCCAUUUUAUGAAAUUUUCACAAGUUUCAUAAAUCUACUGGAGGCUCCAGUAAUUUUCAAAAAGUCACUGGAGACUCCAAAACGACUAGAAAUCCACCUGCAGUCGACUUCGUAGCGUAUUGAAACUAGUUUGCGGAGCAAACUUCGUCUUUCCAACUCCAUUUUAAGAAAAUUUUGUGGGAAUUUCGAGUUUCAAAAAUCUGCUGGAAGCUCCAGAACUGCUCAAAACGGUUUGAAACAGUUUCCAAUCGAUUUGGGAUUUCGAAAAUGGGAUAUAUUCCAAAUUUCAGCUUUCUAGGUCAAUUCGGUAAGAUUUUGAUUUUUUCCCCUCAUUUUUGGCCUAUUUUUUUUUACAUUUUUUUAUACUGGGCUUGUAUAAUUUCCAGGAUUUUUACGCCCAGCUUAGAGGGGUUAGUUAGAUUUGGUUCGAAAGAUUGAUUUCUUUGAUGAAUUUAAGAAUGUUUUCCAUCUGUUUAAUGUUGUCAGGAAUUGUAGGGUUAAGGUCUGAAAUGUUUAAGGAUUGGCGUUUUGUUUUGAGGGAGGGGCAAUAAAAUAGAAGGUGUUGAGUGAAGAUUAUUUCAGAGUUACAGAAUUGACAGGUGGCUUUAGGUGCUUUAGUGUACAAAUGGUUAUGGGUUAAUUUGGUGUGACCAAUUCUGAGCGGGUGAUUAUAAUUUCUUCUGAUCGAUUUAGGUGAUGAAGGUGCUUGCAGGGGAGGAUUGAUUUUUUGUGGGUAAACAGUUUGUGAUCUGUUUUUCAGUUCCAUAGGUUUUGCUAGUUGGAGUUUUGGAUGGUUUUUAGAAUAUUUAAUAACGUCAUCAUGGGUUACAGAGAAAAUUUUAGAGGUGGUAACAGAUGUUGUAGCAGACUCAUCUACUGCCUGAUUUCCUUCGAUGCCUACAUGACUUGGAACAAACAUAAAUUUAAUAAUUUUAUCAUAAUAGUCUGAAGUUUAUAAAUGAUUUGAUGGAUCUUAUGGACAAGUUGAUAUUCUGAAAAUUUGUUUUGAAUCGAUAAAAGAGCAGUGAGCGAGUCUGAUUGAAUCAGGAAUUUUUUGUUAGGGCUUCUGGAGGUAGGAGGUAAAGAUCUUUUAUAGGCAGUAAAUUUGAUUUUCAAAAAUUUGCCAAAAUUCGAAAAAGGCACUUCAGCACUUGAAAUUUUGUCAGAUGAUAAAUUUUUGCCUGCUCUUUAGAUCUACUUUUGUAAGGUUUGUAAAAUGUCGUGCAAGUCCUAUGUUGGAACGCAAAAUCUGCGAUUUCGGCUGACUAGUCAAUCGAAAUGGCCGCCAUUUUGUGAUUGAGGCCAUGAAUUUUUUUGAGGACAAGGGCUAGAAAUGUUCCUUAGGACUCCCCCUAUAAGACAAAAGCUGUCCCGGAGGAUCGGCAGGGGGAUGCAAUUGAUCUUUAUGUGGGCCUCUGGACAGUUUGAGUCAUUUUUUUCAAAGUCGAAAAUGUUUACAAAACUGUGCACCGGCUGCACCAGUUUUGUAAACAUUAAAAUACUGGUUUGUAAUUUUUUGUUUUAAAUCCAUCCUUAUGUAUUCCGUAAAAACCGAUAGAACUUAACAAAAUCUCUAAAAAAUUGAAAAUAUUUUUUAAUCUAAUGCAUCAAAAAAUGUUACCAACAAUGCAUCACACUACUUUUCUGAUGUUUUGUGUGGAUAUGUUUCUAAUCAAAAGGAGUUAUUGGGAAAUUCAUUUUCUUUAAAUACCCCUACUUGCUUAAUAGAAUAAUUAAAUCUUUUAGGAACCGAAGGGGGGGAGGGUAUGGUCCUGAUGAUGAUUUGUCACAAUUUUAACAUGCAUUUCAAAGCAAAUUAUAAUUUUUGAUCUAAUAUUUCACCUAACUCGAAAUUGAAGAAGAGAAUGAAACGAAUAAAAGUUGAGAAAAAAGGUUGAUUUCAGGUCGAAAUCACAUCAGAAAUGGCCACAGACCAGGCAAAAACAUGUAUUUUCACAACCAAUGAAAUUCACUAAAAAAUCCUAAUAAAAUGUUGAUUUCUUAACCAAUAAUUUUGGAGAAAAAAUUCACAACUUCGGUGACACAAAAUUCAACUAAUCUGCGAAUGGUUCAAAAGAAAGGUCUUCAAGCGAUGUAUUGAGCAAUAUGAAAACACGCAGUGGAAAUCAAACGAACACAUUAAUCACGAUGUGAAAAUGCAAUAAACAUACUUAAUAGUUUUCAGCAAACAGUCAUCCGCAUGUAAUCAGACUAUAAAAUUUGAAUGACAACAAAACAUUCGAGUGAUUAUCAAAAAAAAAAAAAUUAAAUGAAAACAAAUGGAUAAAAUUCGGUUGUAUGUAAUAACAAUGGUUAUCACAUUAAGUAUUGAAUGUCACAAUAAUGACAGCGCCAACUGCUUCACAUGUUACCAUCAAAAGAUAAACAAAAGAAUAUUCAAAUUGAUUUACUCAAAUAUUGACGCGUUUUUCCGCCUAAUUUGCCCUUUUUCUUUCUUUUUUUUUUUUUUGAUAUGCCGCGCCGCUGGCUACGCGUGUGAAAUAUUUUAUGUCUAUAUAAACAAAUAAUCUGCUCUCCAACUUAUCAAUGAUUUUCUGCUCGAUUAUCGAUCGUGUAAUGAAUUUCUUCAAAAUGAGUACGAGUCUUGUUGCCGGAUUUAUGUGCAUUUUUUCUAUCUACAUCGUCAAUGGAGCUCCAUUAAUGAACGUUGAUGUCUCCCAACAAACUCCAGCUACUGGCAGUGCUGAUCAUCUGUCAAUGUUCAAGGUCUCAGAAAUCAUGGACAAUAUGACUCUGAACGAUAUUGGCACUGAAGGAGGAUAUGUAGUUGAUGAAACUCUGUGCAAAUCAAUACUCACGAAAUUGUCUUCUUCCAACAAAACUGAGACAUUCAGAUCAGCAGCCUCCAACAUUGAAGACCAUACUGGGAGCUACGAAGCUCAAAAGACCAUCGUAAACAAAAUUUCCACUGCUCUGCAGUUGUGUCAGCAGCUCGAAAUUACUGAAAGUGAUAUCCAAUCGUUGAACGAAAUAUUGGAUAAUACCAUAUUCGAAGAAAUACGUGCAGAGAAAGCUCAACCUAUAGAGUCUGAUGAAGUCAACGAAAAAAAAAGUACUGAUGUAUCGACGAAUUUGCAUGAAGAAGAUAAUUUGAAAUCAGACCAUGUGAAUGUCUCGAGAAGCCUGAUCGAUGAACCUGAAUACGGGAACGACGAAUCUGCAUACGACGAAGAUGAACACGAUGAUUCCGUUCCGAUUUUCCGAAGUGCACAGCAGUCUCCAGGAAGAAAAGGUUCGAAAUCGAGGAAUGCAGCACAAUACUUUUUUUCCAAACCUCUCGCACCGGACUCAGAAGAUACGAGUAAUACUUUAUUGCUUCCUAAUCGCAAGCUAGGCAGUUCAAAUGCUAUGGACGAUAACAUGGCCAGUAAAAUUUUCUUAUUCAAUGGUCAUGUGGGCCCAUCAUUCAAUCCCGCUGCUAUGGAAACAAAAAGCCAAAAAACCAGGUUUCUGUUUAAUAGAGAUCCAUUUGCAGCUUACAGCAAUGUGCCCACAAAACUUGAGAGAAAAAAAGAAUUUAAGAAGAAGUAUGUACAAGAUUUGCGUUAGGUUUAGAAAUAGGCUGCGAAAAGUUGAGAACCUCUAUUCUGGAGAUUGAUGCUUAAUUCAUGUGAUUUUAGUUUUAGUAAUUCUGUUUUUUAUUCAACAUCGAAUAUGUAGUAUUAAGUUAAUUUUAGCGAAAUCUGCGUUGUUUCUUCUCGAGUCCAACUUAACCUUUUUUAUUCAAUUUUGUUUUUCUUUUUAAACAAAAUAGAUCAUUUUUCGAAUUCUUUGACCACCUACUACUUUUUUUUCAAAGGUAUACGAUUGAAUCGCGGAAACAAAUGUCGGUGAAUUUUUACCAAAUUCAGCGAAGACCUUCGUUUUGAGUUGAAAGUCACUCAAAGAAAAAUUUAGUUUUGGAAGUGCUCUCGGAGGGAACAUUUAUAAGUUCUCAAAGAUGAUGAAUUUAAAAAAAAAAAUCAUGUUUGAAAGAUUAAUAUUUCUGAAUUUGGAGAAAUAUUUCGAAAUGCAGCUGUUGAUCAAUUUUUUGAUCACGAUUGACAAAUCUUUUCGAUUUUUUGUAAUUGGCAACAAUGAUCGAAAAUUUGGCGCAACUGUAUUCCAAUAUUAUGUUUUCCCAGUUUUGGAAAUGACAUUUUUUAGUGUUUUUGCAUAAUUCGCGCGAAAUAUUGGAGUAGAAAAAAUGUUCAAAACACAGCUCUACCAAAAAAAAAAAAAAAAAAACAAAGUGAUUUGCAAAGUUCCGACCGCUCAGUAGAACUCUUAAAGUAGUCUUGGAUUUUGAUGGAAAUGACCCAAUUAGACUUAUAAGUACCUAUAAUUUGAAAUACUAUCAUUUAGAACUAGGAUAUUCUUUUCAAAACAGGUUGGGUAGAGGUUAGAGCGAAAAAACCACUAUUUUUUCGAGAAUACUCUCCCUUUGAAGACUUUUAUCAUCCCUUCAGGGGCAACUCGUGAUCCAAAAUUUUUUCUAAAUGACUUUCAAAUUCAAAGUAAGGGUAGAGGAACCAAAUUACUUCUCAAGUAACGCAACCUGAAAGUGGAAAAAUCCUGCAGUAAAUUUUCUUAUCUUUUUUUGUCAAGAUCCAAGAUUUUUUUCAAGAUUCGUCACAGGAAAUGAAAAAGAUUGAUGGGUUAAAUGGAAAAGGGGCCUUUGCUAAUUUUUCAUUUGUUUCUCUGAUUUUUACAAUUCUGAAUAUACCUACAACGUAUUUAAAAUUUGCUUUUUCAUUAAUCUCAUCAUGAAAUACUUUUAAAUAAUUGAAAAUCAUGUUAGAUUGAAAGAGAAUGCCCUAGAUAUUGUAGAACCCUCGCACUCAAACUUUCAGAUCCUAAAAUUCAUUU